Pecten maximus is the source of this 2981-nucleotide messenger RNA. RefSeq names its product signal recognition particle receptor subunit alpha-like. The record is from RefSeq and is a predicted model, not a curated record. Gene Ontology annotation, biological process: SRP-dependent cotranslational protein targeting to membrane. Lineage: Eukaryota; Metazoa; Mollusca; Bivalvia; Pectinida; Pectinidae. Gene Ontology annotation, cellular component: signal recognition particle receptor complex; endoplasmic reticulum membrane. Gene Ontology annotation, molecular function: GTP binding; ATP hydrolysis activity; GTPase activity. The coding region runs from base 64 to 1968 and encodes 634 amino acids. The transcript is spliced from 14 exons.
AUACUUCCGGUUAUGAAAUAAGUACUUCCGGUCAUUAAGCAGAAUAUUUUGACACGAGAGAAGAUGUUGGACUUCUUCGCAAUUUUCAGCAAAGGCGGUAUCGUCCUUUGGUAUUUCCAAGGAACCUCCCAACUUUUUACACCAUCUAUCAACUCCUUGAUCAAGACCGUCAUUUUACAGGAAAGGAGUGGAAAUAACUCGUUUACUCAUGAGGCUUUAACUUUGAAGUACAAACUUGACAAUGAGUUUGAGUUGGUGUUUGUGGUGGGUUAUCAAAAGAUACUGCAGUUAUCAUAUAUUGAUAAGUUUCUGAGUGACAUACAACUUGAGUUUCGUAACAAGUACAAAGAUGAUAUCCAGAACGGCAAGAUGUCACGGAAUUUAGAUUUCAGUGAUGUCUUUCACCUUGUGUUGAAGCAGCGUGAGGAGGAGAGUCGAGUGGAGAAGGUUCGGAGAACUAUGAGGAGUUUUGAGGAUUCUAAGAAAUCUCAGAAAACUGUAUCAUCAAUGGUGGAAAAGAAAGGUGAUGAAAAGAAACCCACCAAAGCCAAAGGAAAAGAAAACAAACCAGUGAAAACUGUUACUAUAAAAGAGCCCGAGCCAGUCCAAGAUACUUCUCCUGUUGUCAACGGAAGUCUGGACGAGGAAACACUGAGGAAAAACCGUGAAAAAUUCUUUGAGAAAAUGCAGGGUGGCAAAAAAGCAAAAAGCAGUCCUAAAAGCACUACCCCUGAGGGGAAGAAGAAAGGAAAGAUCGGCCGAGUGUGGGAUGGAGCCGGUAACAACAAGGACAUAAAGAAUCUCGACUUCAGCAGUGCAAAUGGAGACAGCAGUCAAGUACCUGAUGAAGAAGUUGUGCCGUCCAUAGCAGAGAGAUCUCUGGUAGGAUCUAUGAAGGGUAGUAUCAAGGACAUUGAGGAGGAGGAGGAAGAGGAAGAUUAUGAGGAGGAGAUGAACCAGACUGCAUCCAAAGGCAACGCAAAGAGCAGUGCCAAGUCUGGUGGAUCGGGCAUGUUCAGUAUGUUUAAGAAUCUGAUUGGAUCCAAAACCCUCACCAAGGACGAUCUGGACAACGCUCUGGAGAAAAUGAAGGACCACCUUGUCUCCAAAAAUGUUGCGUCCGACAUUGCCGUGAAGUUAUGCGACUCUGUGGCUGCCAAGCUUGAGGGACGGACAUUGGGAACUUUUAACACUGUUGCCCACACUGUAAAGACAGCCCUCAAUGAAUCUUGUGUCCAGAUUCUGCUGCCCAAACGCCGGAUAGACAUCCUCCGAGAUGCUAUGGAGGCUAAACAGCAGAAGCGACCCUAUACUAUCACCUUUUGUGGAGUAAACGGCGUUGGCAAGUCAACAAAUCUGGCCAAGAUCUGUUUCUGGUUAGUUGAGAAUGGUUUUCGAGUGCUGAUUGCGGCAUGCGACACAUUCCGUGCUGGUGCUGUAGAACAGUUGAGGACACACACUCGUAAGCUAAACGCCCUUCACCCCAGUGUGAACGGUGAUGGUCAGCACAUGGUCAAGCUCUAUGAGAAAGGCUAUGGCAAGGAUGCUGCUGGUAUAGCGAUGGAAGCCAUUAAUUAUGCACGUGACUACCACAUUGAUGUCGUUCUGGUGGACACCGCUGGACGGAUGCAGGACAACGAGCCCCUGAUGAGAGCUUUAUCUAAGUUAAUUCGUGUGAACCAGCCGGAUCUGGUUCUGUUUGUUGGAGAAGCUUUGGUUGGAAAUGAGGCUGUAGAUCAGCUGACCAAGUUCAACAAAGCUCUCAUUGAUCACUCUGCCAGUGAAAACCCUCGUGUAAUAGAUGGCAUUAUUCUCACCAAGUUUGAUACCAUCGAUGAUAAGGUGGGAGCUGCUAUUUCCAUGACCUACACCACCGGACAACCCAUCGUAUUUGUGGGCACAGGACAGACGUACACAGACCUCCGCAACCUUAAUGCUAAGGCUGUGGUCAGUUCUCUCCUUAAGUGACCACUCAGUGACCCCUCAUCAGUUAUCACACACCUCUGUAGAUGUUAAAGACUGUGUUCAUUCUUGACGUUGUGAUAUUCUCCCUUAAGUAAAGAACUCUAAUGGACAACAAUACUUUUUAUCAAUAAUCAUAUUUAUGCUAGACAUUUGUUUCUGUGAAAAAAUAUCUUCAUAAUUUUUUACAAGAUGUGAAAUACUGAAAUAGAGAUAGUGAAAUUUAUGUGAAUAUCAGGUUUUUAUACAAACUUGCCCUUUCAUGUGAAUAUCAGGUUUUUAUACAAACUUGCCCUUUCAUGUGAAUAUCAGAAACAAACUCCCCCUUUCUGUAGAUCACACUUUGUAAGAUUUUCUAACUUUUACACAAUUUCUCAUUCAAAUUUAAAAAAUGGAUAUUACAAUCAGAAUCUGCCUGAGAUUUAUUUCAUAUUGUAAAAAAACUAAAACUUUCAGAUUUCUUGCACAUCCUUAAGUUAACCUCCAGGUAUGUGAAGACUUCGGAGUAUAUGGGCAUGUUUUAUAAUCUUAAUUAUUUUAGAUUGAUGGUUAUUAUGGACAGUGGUGAUUCUAAAAUCUGUAAGAUUAAGAUGACUGUCUGCUCCAGGAACAGCAUUAUUUAUUUUAGCUAUGGGGACUCCAUGAUUGGAAAACAGUCACAUUACCAGCUGUUUUUGUUGUAAAAAUAUGCUUAAAAUUCAAGUGACAAAGAUGCACAGUAAAUGCUAUAGUCUAACAUGAAACUUGGGCUAUAUUCAGUUGUAGAAGCAAGUGUGAUUAUUUUCUGACCCCCUGGUAAAACCGUUUUAUGUUAAUAUGUAAACAUAUUUAAUGUACAUAAAUUUUAAUAUUUGUUAUCUAAGAUGGUAUUGAGGAAGUUCUUUCAUUAAAAUUCAUGUGAAGUUUUCAGAAGAUUUUAUUUGAAUUUUCAGAAAGUAUGUUUCAAUAAGUUCUCAGGAAAAGGCUGAUUGUUCAAGAAAAGAUACAUGAUGUUUUGUUAUAAACAAGUUAAAAACUUC